Messenger RNA from Grus americana (Whooping crane), 7474 nucleotides. It is a transcript of the gene C12H8orf48, whose product is annotated as chromosome 12 C8orf48 homolog. Bases 412 to 1149 code for a protein of 245 amino acids. NCBI's taxonomy places the organism in Eukaryota, Metazoa, Chordata, Aves, Gruiformes, Gruidae. The record is from RefSeq and is a predicted model, not a curated record. The transcript has 7 exons.
GUCCCGUCAGCGCCGCUCGGGGCUCAACGGCCCUUCCGUGCCGCCGCAGCUCGUAGCGCAACGCCCCGGGGCACCUUUCGGUGCUGAAGCGGGGUCGGUGUGGCAGGCCGCCGGUUCUCGGUGUGCUGGCGGGCCUGGAACCUUUACUGAAGCACUGAGCUUGCUUUCUGCCAGUCUGUUCAGUGCUGCACCAUGACGACUGCCCCAGCAGAUAGCUCUGGUAACUAUGAAAAGUGACAGACGGAAUUGAGCCAGAGUUCCAGCAGCUCUGGUUUGGAUUAUUCAGAAAAUACCUUUGAGCCCUUCAGCGAGGAGGAAGCAGCCUGCUGGCAGUGAGAGAGCGAACCAUCUGAAUUGUAUUGUUCCACAGGGGAUUUAGAGUGGUCUGCUGCAUGAGAUACGUUGGCAAGCAUGUCACAGCUGGCAGGCCAAAAUCUCGCAGAUGAGCAGUCUGAAGUAGUGGAUUCUGCAGCUAUAGAAAGAGAUGUCCUGGGAAAAUGGAUCGAUCUAAAAAAUAAAGCAGCUGGUGUUAAGCAAGACAAAACACAUGCUGGAAUGACUGAAUUAUUAGAUGGAGAACUGGAUGCUCUCCGGUCUUUUUGCACCAUUAAGAUAAGUAAGAUGCGUCAGCGGCUGAUCUCUAAGCAGGCAAAUGGCGGCAAGUCAAGAAAGCCGCAGCAUGGAUUCACAGCAAAGAAACUGGGGACAAGUGACUUGAACUGCAUUGUUCCUGAUCGGCUAAUGAACAGAAUCCGCCUGAAAAAUGCCAGAGAGACUGUUAAACAGGUGACAGAAGCUCAAAUCCACGAAUCAUCAGUGUGCCCUGACUGUCAGAAGAAGGAAGCAGAGCUAGCCAAAGUUACCUUUCUCAGACAAAAGAAGAUUCUGAUGGAAAGUGCUUUAAUCCAAGAGAAAUUGGAAGAACAGAUUUACUCCAGAGAUGUGCUUACACAUAUAGGAGAAGCAGUCAGAAGCCUUCCCAAACCUUCAGAGGAUCCCAGGAACUUAUGGCAAAGACUGAAAGGUCAGAAAAUGUGCAGCCUGAAAGUAGUAAAUAUAACUGAAGGACAUAAAGAACUGGGAGAGUUUUCUGCGGGCAGUCAUGUACUGAAUGCCAACGAUUGUGGAUGUAACCUGUUUUGUCAGUGAUGAAUUGAGUAGUGGUUUAAUAUUCUUGCAGGUGGAACCAGAUAUGCCCAGCAUGCUGGCAUCUGGGUUAUGAUUCAACUCUUCAUUCUUCCUAAAUGCAAAUGUUGCAAUAUAAUGUAAUCCAACUAUACACGGUUUUUAAAUUACAGAAGCCAACAUUUUCUAUUAUUAAUCUGACAAGAAAUAGGUAUUGUUUUUUUGUGGGAUUGCUUGUGGGAUUUCAGAGCAGUUCUCAGCUGCUGCCAUCUGUAAGAAAAAUAACUGAUUCCGUUUUUUGGGGCAGGGAGGUAUAAUUACUGGCUUUCAGCUUGGUCUUUGCCCACUGUCUCAUAUUAAAUUGCAAGUGAGAGCCCCAGGUGGAGGAGAAAAAGAAGGUUGGAAAGUAACUAUAGAAAGGAGGAAAAUGAAAUGGGGUAUUUAUAGAACUGAAAUAAUGAGACUGUAACAGAAAUUAAUCAGCAAGACUGAGGAUGCCAACAGGACAAGAAAUGAUAAUAAAUUAAUCAUAGAACCUAUAUAGGAUAGCUGUCUAGGAAGAGAAAAAACAACAUGGAUUAAAAUUGUAAUAAGAUGCCAGAUAAUAUUUUUGACUGUUUUUUGAAUAGACUGUGGAAUUUGUUGGCGUUUUCCGUGAUUUUUCAAGAUGGCAAAGUCACUCUCUUUCAAAGAAUAUAUCUGGAUGAAAGAUUGGUAUUCAGUAUGCAGCCAAAUAAAAUGGCUUUAUGCUGGGGAUCUGAGUGGGUUAGACAAUGAAAUCAUCCUCAUUGUAGCCUCAAAAGAUGUAUGCUGAUCUCUGGGCACAAAUGCAGCCCACCUUUCUGAUUAUUGCUGACAACAGGAGCAAAUUGCAUUGCUCUUGCAGUGACCUCGUGGCUGGUGGACUUGUGUUAAAGUUACUGACUCUCAUCAGUCUCCAGUUUCCUGACUUCCACGCAUUUAGAUCUCUGAAGGCUGUGGAAAUCGUGAAGGAAUAUCCUUAUCUAUGAACUCUUACUGAAUUCCUGUUACAAAGAAAAUAGAAUUAAAUCUUACUGUUGCAUUUUAUUUUCCCAUUUUGGGACAAGAAUAUGUAUCAUUGGUUUCGUAUUUUAUAUCCAUGUACCUAUUUUCUUUUGUAUGCUAUUUAUCAUUUAUAAGAGUGCUUGAGGGCUGUUCAGCCUCUUGUUUUCGCUUCCCACAAAUCAGUGGAAAACCUGAAUAGAAAUGCUAGGCUUUAGAGGUCGAUAGGCCCACCUAUGUUAGCAAAUAUCUGCCUUUUGGUGCUUAAAAACCUACCUUGAAUGAUUUCACUGGGAGUUGAUCCUGAGUAGGUCAAGCCUCAAGUGAAAACGUGAUGCAGCCCUAAGCUGUUCAAAGCUAGUUGUCCUCACUGCUUCAUCGGCAGUUUAUUCUGGUUUCUUGUUAACAGCAGGUUUAAUAGUCCACCAAAAGUAUUCCCCUAAGCUUGGCUUUAACUUUUGAAUUGUCACUGCAGAUUACAUAGCUACCUAUUUAAUGAAUAAACUGCUGCUCGUUUCUGCCCAUUACUCUCUAAUCCUUAGAAAUGUUCAAAUCCCUUAAAUCUCCUACCUUCCAAUCUAUAAACCUUUUCUUUUUAGAUACUCCAUCUCUCUUCCUUAUUUGCUUUAGACUACGCUCCCUAUUUCUCUCGAGUCUUUCCAAGUCUCUCGCAAUCUGGUUAACCCUAGGCAAAGGACGCUCCUGAGCCCGUGCGAAGUCUGAUAAGGGCUGUCAGAUACAGAAGUGCUGAUUGGGAAUUGAAUCCUUUGAAAAUGUAAUUUUGUUGUUAUUGUCAAUGAACACAGCUUUCAGCCCUUACAAAAAUGCAGCAAUUGAGUUCCAGGACUCUAAAUAUAGAUUGAUUAUUUUUAUAAGUAAAAGAAGACAUUUUGGUAUUUUUGCUUUCAGUACAUAGAUGCUUUCUAGAAAUACUGAAAUAUUUCUUUGCAACUGUGAGCUAUUUGGGUUAGGCAUCUGACAAUGUUUUUCUGUGAAACGAUUCAUACAGCACCGUGGCUGUACAGUUCUUGUUUGUUUGCAUAAAUGUUACAAAGACAAUUCAGAUAGCUCCUCUGAAAAAUCAAAGCAUGUUUUGCUUAUGUCUGUGGCAUGCAUUUUCCUACUGCUCACUACAAUUCUUUCAUUUUUUUUUAAUCAAGAAUGACUUUGAGAUCUGAGUGUUUGUCUUCGGUUUUUCUUGUAGCAGCUAUUAGGGAUGUACAAUGGAAUGAAUGAUCUGAGUCUCUAAAUAAUUUAUUUCAUAAUCCUGCAGUGUUUGAAACUAGAGAUCCAAAAAUUCUGACAUGGAGGAUGUAGGGGGAAAAAAAAUGUAGAUCAUGUUUCUUCCUUUCCCCCCUCACAGGGGGGAGCUUCUCCCCCCUUCCUCAGCAGUAGAUUUUUCUUUUGAUCCAAAGAAACGCUCUAAAACUGUGUUCAAGAAAUCUGUAUUCCUCUGCUCCCUUGUUUGUACUUGCCGGAGCAUAAAAGGAGUGAGGUGGAUCAAGGGUGAUUCAUAUGGUAAGCAGCUGUAGUACUGAAACAAAUCAAUCUGCCUGUUAAAAGUACUUUGGAGCUCUUUCUUUCUAGCUUUCAUGCUACACAGAGUUGCAUUAUUUAAUCUUCUGAAUGAUUUGUGAUGUAGUAGAGUGUAUUGCUCUGAACUUUGUACAAAUACAGAAGGUUUUUUCAUAUAUACAGUGGUUUAUAUUACGUGUAUGCUGAUAUCUGGUUUUGUGAGGUUAUACUUUAUAACUGACCUAUUGGAUACGUUCCUCAAAUUAUCAUUAAAAUCGGUUUCCUGUGGACUGCAGCAAUGUAAUUUCCACUUUCGUUUGCCCUAGCUUUCUCUAUAAAACAAAAGUUAACCUGGCUUCCAGGCUCAGUCAUUCCUUAGUCUUGUUUCUAACCAUCUGUUGGGCCAUGGAAGUUGAAAGUUUAUCCUAGAGGAGAAACAAAUACCACCUCGUUCACAGUAGGCUACUAGCACAUGUUGGAGUGAGAAUAAGGUUUUAGUGCGAGUAACUUGCCUGGGUAUGAACUGGGAACAAAGGUAAACACGUUUGAAUACUGAUUUCCAGCUCCUUGUGAAAGAUGUAGUCACAGAGUGGUGGAGGUUGGAAGGGACCUCUGGAGGUUGUCUUGUCCAACCCCCUGCUCGAGCAAGGUCACCUACAGCCAGCUGGGACCUGGUCCCACUGGUCCAGAAAUCCUUACGUUAAUCUGAAACCUUUUCUCUGAAGCUAUACUUAAAUCUGAAGUGCUUCAGGCCCCCUUGGGCCCACUGCCUUUUCAUAAAUCCAUCUCCUAGUCCUGGUUUUGUUGUGUGGCAAGAGUCAGUUGUUUGUUGUUUUGUUGUGUUGUUUUUUUUUUUUUUACCUUAGCCAGUUUGAUCAGCUUCCAAGAAGAGGAGCUGAACCCAUUUAUUUGUAUUGAGGGCUUGACAAAGCUUUGAACUGGUGGCACUGAGGAGGAGGUUUUGCUGCUGGAAGGGUUCACGUUCCCCUGUGAAAUUGUUAGCUGACACAGCGUCCAGAUUCUUCUUGAGUAAAAACCUGAAUUGUAGCUUUCAGUGCAGUUAUUCCAAAUCAUACAUACGUACUCAGCAAGAGCUGGACUGCUUCCAGUUAGGUGUUUUUAAAGCAUUUUGAAAUAUACUUGCAUUCUUCAAACUGUAAUUUUAUUACCAUUCAGUCUGAUUUUCAGAGAGUGACUUUUAUUGUCUCCACUCAAUAAGAGCUAACCUGGACACUACAUGCAAAGUGUUGCUGCCUGCAACAAGUUGAUAUUCUAAGUGCCACUUGUUUAAAAAAUGUUUUGUUAAUUUUGUGAAUACAUAUAUUAAUCUUAUGAAUGCUACGCUUGCAUUGUUUUUAUGCAACUAGUUAACCGUUCCUUUUUCCUCCACACCCGAUUCUGAAGAUCUUUGCCUGCACUGACAGCAGUGUGGUCUGUAUGGGGAGGCUGGGAAAUGAGGGGGAGUGUACGCCUUCUGUCAGUAAGGUACUACAUCCUCUACCUUUCAAAGUACCUAUAGAAUUGAUCAGGGCACCUUAAAAAAAAAAAAAAAAAGAUUUUCCAGCUUCUGGGCAUGGAUAUUCACUGCUUAUUUAUUUAUUUUGUAAUAAAAUAGUACUGUUUGUUCUCACAUAGACUAGUGUGUAUGAUCCAUAAAUAUGUUUGUAAAAUAUAUCUGUAGCAUGUAACAGAAUCCUUUAGAAUAUUCUGUGAAAAUUCGUAUUUUUAGUUGAUAGCACUUUAAGAACAUUUACAUCCUUCAUCUUGACAUUUUUAAAUAGAACAUUUUUUUCCUACAGAAGUAAGUUUACAGCAUCAUCACAGUAUUAUAGCUUGUUUAAAAAUACAUACAGCAUUAAUGGUAAUUGCAAGCAAGCUAUAUACUUGAGCAGGGUUUUUGUUUGUAAUUUUACAUGUUUUCUACUUUUUAAAACAACUACGUAUAUUAAUAUUACAUCCAUCACUUUGUUAGAAAAUAUUACUUAUAUGCUACUCACAAUAGAUCUGUCAUUUUUCUGUGACAUAAUAUUACAGGCUAUGAAAAUAGAAACACACCAUUGUAGUUGGUUUAAAAAUAAUUAACAAGCCUAGUUUAAAAAAGCGCAUUAGGCUUGCUCUUUCCUUGGUAAGUGAGGUCCCACUAAUGUUGGAUGUCCUUAAUCCACUUAUGGUUGGAAUGCCGCUAGCACCUCUCGGCACUGAACCUUACGUGAAAGAAAUACUGACUUACCACCCCCUAACAAGUUUAGGGCUGGGUCCCGUGUGUUUUCUGCCUGGAGCUGUUGCUGAAGACAUGAAGAGUUCUUCAGCUACGGGCUUUCAGGACCAGGCUGCUACUGCUGAGUAUCUGUGAAUCUGAUUUACUUAAGACUCCCAAUUGGAUUUCAAAAUCUUCAGCCAGAUGAUUAGAUCAGUGCAAGACAACACAUCUCCACUGAUUUUUAUCAGCUGUGUUGGUUUGCAUUAACCAAAAUUUGAUCCUUUGCCUUCCACAGGCCAGUGGAUUUUUUGAAAGAGUGCGAGCAACAGAUUUUUUACUGUUUUAGUAAUACAAUAGAGAUUAAAAAUACAUGAUUGCGUUGGUUUUACUUUGCACAAAUGAGACUAAAUAUAUAAAUAUAUAUAUGUAUAAUAAAGCUGUAGGAAAUCUCCAGACUGCUAACAACUCUUAUAAAUGAGAUAAAACAAGGAUAUAUUUGCUUGGAAAUUUCAUAGUUGCCGUUCUUUAAGUAUUUUCAUUUUCAGGUAACGCAAGAGUAUUUCACGGUGGAUCUUUUUUUUUAUGAAACGAGUCCAGACGUGCUUUGAAAAAUGCUCUUUUCGUGGUCUUUCUGAUACUCCUCUUGUGCUUUCUGCAGUUUUUUACCUCUCAGUUUCCACUUGUGAAAACAGUAGGUUACUAGAGAUGUCAUUAUCAAAGAAAAAAUAAUAAUCAGCACUAUUAUCAGUGCAAUAGUGGAUGAGAGGGACCCCUCGAGCUGCUUAGUUUCACUGUCUCUGGUUGUGUUUAGUUUAGCAAAGUUUUCAUAGUCUGUUGAGGCCAAAAGUGCAGGUACGGGAACUUCUUUGAACUUGGGCCUCAUUGGGAUUCAGUAGUUGUUCUCACUCGGUCAAAAUUUUUGAAGAAGCAAAGGACUAUGAUUCCCUCGUCACCUGUGUCAUUCGUAAGACAGUUUUCUCCUCGGGUUCUCCAGGCAUAGAUGAGGCUCAGCAGCUUGCUUUGUUUAUGAGGCCAGGGAGCACAGGAGUAACGGUGUGUGUCACAAAGUUUACAGCACAGGUCAUCUAUAUCCCAAGUUGUAUAAGUCAGAAAUGUGUGUGCACUGUUGUUGUCUCUAUCAAGGGGUGGGGGAAAGCUGCUUCGCUGACUGCCACUUUGUGAUUCUUUGUUUUCUUGAAGAGGUAAUUGAAGAAAAUUGAAUCAAUUUUCCAGUAACAUUGUGAUGGCAGGGCUUAUCCUCAGGCUUAAAAGAAAAACAAGCACUGCAACAAGUGUAGUUUAUAUCUUAUGAAUUUGUUCAGUGAGAGGUUUUUUUUCUUCCCCCAAAUAUUCCCAAAAGAGUGAAAUCAAAGGCGUAUUUUUUUGCUGAGGGGCAGGCUUGGUUUUGCUAACGUCGUAGGCAUUAACAAAAUCAGCUACAAAUCAGGAGCUCUCAUGUUAAUGAAGGGUUGUUAUUUUCCCCUCUUCUUUGAUAUUUGCUCUCAGACUUGGCUUGUCUGGAGAGGAUUUUGAUUUGGGGUUUUUUUGUCCUUGUUAUACUGGAGCUUAGGAGAUGUCCUCACUGAUUGCAAAUCUGGAAUCUGGAAAAAU